AUCAACUGUCAAAUUUAAUUCAACACAAAUGAAUGAAGCUUUUACAGAUUUUUGAAAAUAUUUUGUUAAUAAAUGUUUCAAAACUGGAUUAUACCAAAAGAUCAAAUGCAGGGCACUAUCAAGGAAUUGCUUGAUGCAUUAGGAUGUAGUUUGGAGGCGGAAACUGUUUUAGAUUACAUCCAGAAUGAUCCCAACUACGGCAACAGUAAUUUAUCGUCUAAGCAAGUGAACGAAUACGCUCAGAGAUUGGCGCUUAAAGCUUCGAACGCCAAGUUAUUCUUGAAAAAAUAUGAAGAGUUAAGGAACAGAAAUACUGAUAAUUUGGCUGACCUUAUAGCACUAUUUUAUAAACUAGUGUGUGAAGAAAAAAAGUCAAAAAUAUCGAAACCAAAAGUGGCUCCGAAACCUAUACUGGGUGAUAACAAACAUCAGAUUACAAAAAAUGAUCUUCCACAGAUUAAAGACAAACUUCUAAAAGCAGUCGACGAAAGUAAGAAACUAGUCAUGAAGUCCUUUGAAGAAAAAGAAACAAAGCUUAGACCAAACUGGUACAGCAGUCUGGACUUGCCCAGCUGGCAAAAGGAUCACCCGGCCAUGUCCUGGGACUUUCCAAAAGAGCCUAUUUCAAUCAUAUCUUCCCUUUCUGGUGUGCCAAUAGCAUCUCAAGAAAAUAUAAUCAUUGAUGAUUUGCUGUAUGUCUUCUCCGGUGUUCCUGGAAACUAUAUAGUCCAUCUCCCAGUCAAAGACACCUUUGAUCCUCGUACAUUCCUAAUAUCCGAUGAUGUGGAUGAUGCACUGAAACAAAUAGUUCAACAAAUGCUUCCAUUAGCUUCCAAUUACUCUGUAGUGAGAAGGUUCAUUGAAAACUGCGAUAUGUGGUCUGGCCAGGUGCUACAUGCAUUAGUAGCAGCUAUUGAAAUACUUCUGAAGGAUUAUUAUACCAUGAUAGCUCAGCUGGAGACUGAGCACUUGUCUGCAAACCUCACAUUACAAAAGUUGUGGUACUUUGUCUUGCCUACCAUGCAUACCAUGCAAGUCCUUGCUGCCAUCGUAACUAAUAUUGGAAAGAGCGAGUUUCGCGGUGGUGCAGUUCUAACUGUUCUGCACGAUAAAACUAACACAUUGAUGGGCGAUGCCAGAGCCCAGGAAAUAUCUUUGUUCCUAACUGAACGAGCUUGCCGACCUUACCUCUGUAUUUUAGACCAAUGGAUACAUAAUGGCACCAUUGUCGAUCCUUUUCAGGAGUUUAUGAUAGAAGAUAAUGAGCUUAUCAACAAAGAAGAGCUUCCAGUAGACUACUCGGCGGAUUAUUGGGAGAAACGAUACAGUAUUCAAAGAGAUAGAGUGCCAAAGUUCCUAGACAAGUUCACUGACAUCAUACUAAGAACUGGAAAGUAUUUGAAUGUCAUCAGCCAGUGUGGUAAACCAAUCACAAAGAUGAACACUGAAGAAAUAAAAUAUUCCCUAAGAGAACAGAACUAUGGUGCUAUAAUACAAAAAGCGUAUGCGUACGCCAGCAAGUCGUUGUUGGAGCUCCUUCUGAAGGAGUACGAUCUCAUGGGUAGAUUGAAGUCGGUGAAGAAUUACUUUUUAAUGAGCCAAGGAGACUUCAUUGUACAGUUCAUGGAUGCUACUGAACAAGAAUUGUCUAAGAAAAUCGAUGACAUCAUACCUUCGAAACUGGAAUCCCUUUUGGGAUUGUGUUUGAGACUGUCAGCAGCAAGUCACGACCCGUACAAUGAGGAUAUGAAGAUAGAAUUGCUUCCUUAUGACUUGCAAUUCCAAAUGUUUAAAAUUCUGUCCAUUGAGACUGAAGAUGAGAAAGAAUACAAACAGAACAAAGACUGUCUACCGCUGACUGGUAUAGAGACAUUCUCAUUUGGCAUGGAAGUGAAGUGGCCAGUCUCCUUAGUGCUCAACCAUAAAGCUAUAGCCUGCUACCAAAUGAUAUUCAGACAUUUGUUCUACUGCAAACAUGUGGAGAGAUUGCUGUGCAGAGUGUGGCUGUACAACAAGGUGGUGAAGCGUUUCUCAGCGGCUCGCUUGUACGCGGACGCAUUCGCCCUCCGCCAGCGCAUGCUGAGCUGCAUACAGCAUCUACAGUACUACAUGUGUGUCGAGGUCAUCGAGCCGUCCUGGUGCCAACUCAUACAGAGCCUUGAUAAGGUUCACAAUGUCGAUGAAGUGCUGGAACGUCACAACGACUUCUUGGAGUCAUGUCUCGGGGACUGUAUGCUGACCAGUCCGCAACUGUUGAAAGCAGUCACCACACUGUGUCUAGUCUGUGUACAAUUCUGUACAUUCAUUCAGGAGAUGCACAAGUACUUCGUGGACGCAGAGCUUAACAGUAUGCUUGGAUCGACGUAUGACAAUUCAGACUAUAGUGAGACUUUUACAGACGCAGGUUGUGGUGGGACGGCAACGAGUGGGUCGGCGGACUCAUUCUCUCGCUCCGUGUCACGCUACGGACUGCGGUUCACGGCUGCGCUGCUGUCUGUACUUGCAAUCAUAGAGAGGAUGGCCAGGGACAACAAUACCAACAAACUGCUUAAUAUAUCUGCCAGGCUUAACUUCAACACAUACUACGUGAAACAAUUGGAAAAGUUCUGCUCGGAUGACAAGCUGCUGGAGGCUGAGAAGAAGCAGUCUGCCUCCUAGCAUAGGACUGCGCGCCCGCGCACUAAUCUCGUCACCUCUGUGUGAACGCACUCUUAUAACUACACCUAAAAAUCAUUCAUUCAAUAAUUAUGCCGUCGCUACCAUAUUCUAAUUUGAAUCUCUCCGGCCACAUCAAAAGUACAAUUUUCAUAAGGAAAAAAAAAAUUUUUAGGCACUCUAAUAAUACAUUGAUUUAACUAAAAAUAUAUUAAUAAUAUUGAUGAUGUUGUUUCUAGUAAAUAAAUAAUAGUCAUUUUAGUCACAAAGUUAAAACUAAUGUUUGCAUGUAUUGAAGUUAGAUCUAAUCCUUCAAAAUGAAGUACAAAUCUUCCAUUUGCAUUUUGGGAAUGAACAGUAUUUAGAUAGACUUAAUUUGAUGUUGUCCAGUGUUUAGAUGUUAGUAAAAAGUCGAAAAAAUAUCAGUGAACAAUAUUAAAACGUGAAUCAGUACUCGUCGGGGUUGAGUGUAUUUUUCAUAUAGACAUUAGAAAUAAAUGGAACAUACGUACGAGUACUUUAUUUUUUUAAUUCGAGAUUUAUCCACAAUGUUAAUAUCAUUCCGACUGGAUUGGGUAUAACUAACAUAUUUUUGAUAUUAAAAGCUCUCUAACACAAUAAGGCAAUUAUUUUUAAAUAGAAGAAAGUCACAAGUCUCUCAUUCCUUGCCAUAAGUGUAAAAUUAUAGAUAGAUUCAAUAACAAAAUAAUGUUUAAAUUAGUGGUAGAAAAUCUUUGUGUAAAUUAAUCGAAGCAUCACAAAAUACAUGCAACUGUAUGUCGUUAAAGUAUUUAUAAAUUUACGUGAAGCGUGAAGGGUGGGGAAUAAUUACUAAAUCUGACAGACUGCAACAGUUUUCAUUCCUUCAGUUAAAUGUUUUGAUAUGUACAAAACUACGGACCUAAAGGAAGCAAAUAAAUAAUUAUCAUUCUGUAAGCCCACAACCACACAAGAUAUUUUUAGUGACUUAUAAUUUCAUAUGAAGUUGGGGAGGUGUCGAGUUGAAUCUCAUCUCACAUCAUAUCCCAAUGGCUAUCGGGCUAUACGUGAGGCUCAUGUAGUUUAUAGAUGUCUCCAUUAUCCUAAAUCUCAUUUACUUCCAUGACUAUAAAACACGUAAUUUUAUUUAUAGUAUGAAUUUUACAUUAGUUAUUGUUAUUGGCUGUGUAUUUCAAACCCCCUAAUUGUUACAUUUUUGUAAAUAAUUCGAUCUUUUGCUGUUGAGUAGGAAAAUAAUUGCCAUAAUUUACAUUAUUCCUGGAAUCAACUUGUUGGAUUACUUUGUAUUGAGUUUACUAUAUUUUGUUAAUGUUAACAAUACAGAUUCAUUAUAUUUGCAAUGAUAACAAACAGGUUUAAAACGAUAACUGAAUAUUUUAAUAACCUGCACUACAUACAAUUGUAAAAUCUCAGUACCUAUGUAAUAUGUAAAUACCAUCGUUAUUAUAUGCAAUAAAUACCGAUAACUCAA
Messenger RNA from Spodoptera litura, 4126 nucleotides. The record is from RefSeq and is a predicted model, not a curated record. Lineage: Eukaryota; Metazoa; Arthropoda; Insecta; Lepidoptera; Noctuidae.